AUGGAGGAAUACGCGCCGCUGGCCUCGCUGUCUCUGACACACGUUCACUAUAACCCCGCCGACCGCCUAUCCUACGUAUGCGCCUGGCUGGCCCUCGUUCCGCAAGGGCUAUGCAUCGUCUACGCGACCCUGAUAUGGUCCAACCGCGAGAUUGAGAUUCUGCUCAUGUUUACCGGGCAGAUGGCCUGUGAGGGCGUCAACUGGGGGUUGAAGAGGUUGAUCAAGGAGGAGAGACCGCGCGAGAUGCACGGCAAAGGCUACGGAAUGCCCUCCUCCCACGCCCAAUUCGUGACCUUCUUCUCCCUCACCCUGACCAUGUUCUUGCUCUUCCGCCACGCACCGCAUCCCACCGAAACCCACACUCCGUUCUCCUUCUUCCAGCGCCUUCUGCUCUCCAUUGCAGCUCUAAUCUCUGCCGCGGCUGUUGCUGUGAGCCGGAUAUACUUGAACUACCACACUCCGAAGCAAGUCCUCGUGGGAUGUACCGCAGGUGCUAUAUUCGCUAUAUUGUGGUUUGGCUUCACGACCUAUCUAAGGCGAGCUGGCUGGGUUGAUUGGGGGUUGGAUACAUAUAUUGCAAGGGAGUUUCGGAUGCGGGAUCUCGUUGUGGAAGAGGACUUAGUUGACUCGGGCUGGGCGAGAUGGGAAGACAGGAGGCUGAGGAGGAGGGCCCUCGCCAACGGAAAGAAGAGGAGCUGA
Molecule: messenger RNA, 699 nt
Organism: Mytilinidion resinicola
Lineage: Eukaryota; Fungi; Ascomycota; Dothideomycetes; Mytilinidiales; Mytilinidiaceae
Product: DOLPP1 protein
Exons: 3
Coding region: 1-699 (232 amino acids)
Biological process (GO): lipid biosynthetic process; protein N-linked glycosylation
Cellular component (GO): endoplasmic reticulum membrane; intracellular membrane-bounded organelle
Molecular function (GO): dolichyldiphosphatase activity
Source: RefSeq, a predicted model, not a curated record